Molecule: messenger RNA, 1047 nt
Organism: Moneuplotes crassus
Lineage: Eukaryota; Ciliophora; Spirotrichea; Euplotida; Euplotidae
Source: the annotation of a GenBank genome assembly
UAUAUCUAAAAAAUGGCAACUCCAGCAGAUACACCAGCACAAGCUCCAGCUCCAGCCCCAGAAGGUGCUGCCCCAGCUGAAAGAUCCGGCUUUAGAGGCGGAUUCGGAGGAGGCAACAGAAGAAGAGGUGGAAGAAGAAGAUUCGAAGACGAAUGGAUCCCAUGCACUAAACUUGGAAGAUUAGUUAAAGCCGGACAUAUCAAGUCUUUGGAAGAGAUCUACACUCAUUCCUUGCCAAUCAAGGAGUACCAGAUCGUUGACCACUUCGUCAAGGAACUCAGCGAUGAAGUUAUGAAGAUCAUGUCAGUCCAGAAACAGACUAGAGCUGGUCAGAGGACUAGAUUCAAGGCUGUCAUUGCUGUUGGAGAUAGAAAUGGACAUGUAGGACUCGGCGUUAAGGUCGCUAAAGAAGUUCAAAUUGCUAUCCAAGACGGACUCAAGGAUGCCAAGCUCAACCUUAUCCCAGUCAGAAGAGGAUACUGGGGAAACAAGAUCGGAGAUGUCCAUACCGUUCCAUGUAAAAUGACUGGAAAAUGUGGAUCUGUCAGCAUUAGAUUAGUCCCAGCCUCUAAGGGUGUAGGUGUUGUCGGAGCUCCAGUUUCAAAGAAAUUGCUCCACUUCGCUGGUAUUGAGGAUUGCUACACCUCAUCCACUGGUCAGACCAGAACUAGAGAGAAUUUCUUGAAGGCUACUUAUAAUGCUUUGAAGAGAUAUUAUGGAUUCUUAACCCCAGACUUGUGGCACGUUAGAAACACUGAUGCUUCGCCAAUGGAUGUUCACUCUAAAUUCCUCGAGACCUGGAAAGAUGAAUUUGAAAAGAAGAGAAGAGCCGGUAGAGGCAGAGGUAGAGGCAGAGGCAGAGGAAGAGGUCGCGGAAGAGGUGGUCCAAGAGGUGACAGAGGUGCCUCAAGAGGCGGAAGAGGAGGCUAUAACGCUCCAGCUGCUGAAGGACAAGAGACCCAACAGCCAUCCACCGAAGCCAGUCAGCAACAACCAGCUGAGACUACUCAAUAAGCUUCAUUCUCAAUCAUUCAAUUGUAAAAAAUC